GUUUUGGUGGCUUAUUUAAAGCUAUAUCCAAAGUUCAGUGACCUUUUCGGUAAUUAAAUUAAAACCAGAGACGAAUUAAUGUCGCGCGAACCCUGAAAACUGAAGGAAGAAAUCCCUAGAAUUUGAGAGAAAGACGGCCGGGGAAGAAAAAUGAUGAACUGGAUACGGAGCAGCGCGUCCGUCGCCGCCGCGUCGUUGAACUCGUUGGUGACUCGGGAGAGCCAGCUGUAUUGGACUCAGCAAUGGCGGGGGAUACGGGUGACGGUGUACGACGGGAACGUCGAGAGGGCUCUCACCGUGUUGCAGCGGAAGAUGCAAUCGAGCGGGAUGGAACGGCUGAUCAAGCGGGCGCAGAUGACUCACCUGAAGAACUCGGAGAAGCGAGUUUUGGCUCACAAGAACCUGAUGCACCGUGUUAAAUCUGAGGAUCUCGCCCGCAAGCUCCAGGGCAUCCUCCAGAAAAAGAUCAGGGGGACUUUGAGAGCUGGUAUCGGGUGGCACAAAUCGGACUGUGGCGAGUUGAUGAGCUUUGCCAAGCACUGUUGGCUACAGUAGAAUCGACUGCUUUUGAAUUGCUUAGCGUCUAAACCUGUUGGUUAUGUUUGUUCUGAAAGCAUGUUGAGAUGGUUAGAUCAUCAGAACGUUUUAUAUCAGUUGUUCAUUCUUUACAGGACUCAGCUAUUUACAGAACCAUUGAAGGCUACCAAUCUGUUGCAAAUUGGUGCCUCUAGCUCUCUUUUCUUGUUUUUGUCGCCACUCUGAGUCUUGUUAAUCGUAAAGAGGCAUCAAUAAUUGUUGCAUUCAAGGCUAAUCUGGCAAAUGGAUGAGAAAUUGAUGCGAUUCUUUUC
Molecule: messenger RNA, 848 nt
Organism: Linum tenue
Lineage: Eukaryota; Viridiplantae; Streptophyta; Magnoliopsida; Malpighiales; Linaceae
Source: the annotation of a GenBank genome assembly